Dermacentor albipictus is the source of this 1233-nucleotide messenger RNA. It is a transcript of the gene kri, whose product is annotated as uracil phosphoribosyltransferase krishah. Gene Ontology annotation, cellular component: cytoplasm. Gene Ontology annotation, molecular function: ribosylnicotinamide kinase activity. Lineage: Eukaryota; Metazoa; Arthropoda; Arachnida; Ixodida; Ixodidae. The record is from RefSeq and is a predicted model, not a curated record.
CACUCUAAUUCAAAAGUGUACUGUGUAUCAACGUUUACAGAAUCUACUUCUACGCACACCGUUCCCGAAUUCAGCUUUCGUUUUUUUUUUCGCUUUCUUUUUUAUUGCACACACUGUCCUCUGCCCUGUUUACAACUUUCACCGCUUUCACUUUAAUGCACUGGCGUGGAACGAACCAUUGAUCUGUUUACUUGCCGGCCUCUAUCGCCAGGCUAAACCGGCCUGUUCCUACAAUCUACCAACGGCACUUAAUUUAUUGCCCCAUGUCUGCAAUGGUUGGUUCUUUAUUCUAUGGCUAACACUUCGCUGUGUUGGCGCAAGAGCUUGGGAGUAGUGGGAAAGACCUACCGAGACAAGUUGAAGAAGAAAACGGGCGAAGCAUGACGUCGACCGAUCAGCCGGACGUCGUGAAAAAUGCGAACACGAGGUCUCCUACGGAGGCAAAGCAAGUUAGUCCCGACCACUUUAGGUUCGGCAAGAGAAUGAAGAUCAUUCCCAUGAACGAUCAAAUCAAGGAGCUGCAAACAAUCAUUCGCGACAGGAAUACUACUAGAAGCGAGUUUGUGUUCUACGCCGACAGAUUGUUACUACGCCGACAGGUGAGCUUGUGUCGGUGCCUCUUAGAAGAAGACCACGAACGCCUUGCAACUUUGAGGCGAAGCCAUGUUGGAAAUUUUUCAGGAUCAAUCUACCAAGGAAUCAAAUUCCUAAGAGGAAGCUGUGGCGUGAGCAUCGUACGAAGUGGUGAAGCCAUGGAGCAAGGCCUCAGGGACUGCUGCCGUUCUAUCCGCAUUGGAAAAAUCCUGAUACAGAGUGAUGAAGAAACACACGAAGCUAGCGUUGUGUACGCCAAGUUUCCGGUCGACGUUCACAGCAGGAAGGUGUUGCUGAUGUACCCCAUCAUGAGUACUGGAAACACCGUGAACAAAGCUGUUCAAGUUCUGAAGGACCAUGGAGUGCAGGAAGAAAACAUCUUUUUGUUGAAUCUGUUCUGCACGCCUCAUGCUGCCAAGUCGGUGAUGAAGGCAUUCCCAACAAUGACGGUCCUCACAUCAGAACUUCAUCCUGUUGCUCCUAACCACUUUGGCCAGAAGUACUUCGGAACCGAUUGACGAAACCUCUAUGUGUUGAUUUUUAUCGCGUUUUUAGGACAUGCCUGAUAUAUUCAGACUGUUUUAAAUGCUUUUAAGUUAUUAUACACCAGAAUAAAUGUUACUUGUUGAUAAACACAAA